Coniophora puteana RWD-64-598 SS2 is the source of this 1716-nucleotide messenger RNA. RefSeq lists its product as uncharacterized. The transcript has 3 exons. NCBI's taxonomy places the organism in Eukaryota, Fungi, Basidiomycota, Agaricomycetes, Boletales, Coniophoraceae. The record is from RefSeq and is a predicted model, not a curated record. The coding region runs from base 169 to 1545 and encodes 458 amino acids.
AUAUAUCCGCGUCCUGGCUGAAAAUUUCUCUCCCCCAUCUUUUCCUGUCCCUUUCACCACCGAGACGAAUACACUUUGUCCGUUGCUCUUGUCGCGCUCCAGCUGCUCUGUGCCCCUCUUGAACACAUCAUAGCCUGCGUGCCUCUUACUCUAUCGUUCUAUUCGAUAAUGCCGCCAAUCCAUUUCACUCUCACCAAAGCACCCUUUCGCCCGCGCUCUAUUGGGUCUCUGGCACCGGAAACUCUACUUCAGAUCUUCGACUACCUGUUUCAGGAUGCGAAACUCGCCAUGGAAGAUGAUCAGUAUGACAUAGUGUCUCUCUUCCCCUUCACCACGGCGAGCGUCUGUCGCGACUGGCUCGGAGCCCUCGCUUUGAAGGCAACAUAUUGGACCAAUGUUGUAAUACCACUUGAUUUCCCCAUCCUCCCGUCCAUCAUGACCGCCUACGUCGACAUGAUAAGGCACCAGACGAUCGUCAACGUGCAUGUGAUCUAUUGCGAGCUAUCAACUGUCCAUAUCAAGGCGGGAACCGAACGUGCUCGCGUUGGCAGCGCCAUGCGUCUCCUGAAACCGCAUCUCCCAAAGUGCGAGACCAUCGUCAUCGACACUCGCUAUCGCUCGUCCGUCAUUGUUGCAACCGACCACCUCGACUGCCUCACUGUUGAUCCCCUCAACAAACUUGCGCUCGUCUCUGCUGUCUCCGAUACCGUCGACGAGUCCGAGUUCACCCAUUUUACUUGUCCCAACCUCAUAUCUCUCUCCAUCGACGCCAAAACCCUCGUCGAUUUCAUUGCCAGCGACGGACCUAAGGGUAACCCAAGGGAUCAUGCGGCGAUCAAAGAACUCAACGUCACCACCUAUCGCGCCGAAGUCGAGUGUGGCCUUCCAGAGCUCCUGUCCACCGAGGUUGUCAGGGCCAUCUGCGACCUUGUCAAGGAGUACGGGUGGCUCGACACACUCACCAUCGAGGACAUUGUCUGCGAGGACGACGGAGACGUCGACGGAUACUCAGAAGGUGACGAAGCGCUCCUUAUGUUGCUCAUGCCGAUCAUCCGGAACGUAGGCGACGUCUACCUCACGGACCUCAACGGCCCCUUCCUCCACUCUUUCUUCAUCGGCUUCAACCCGCCCAACGACGGCGGUGAAUCACGCGUCGUCUCGCUCACGCGGUGUUCUCUCCACGUCCCGGUCACCAUUCGCAACACCUGCAAGCUUAAGCUCUAUGAGAUGAACGACAUCAAACACGUCAUGCAUGCGCUCGCACACUGGGACGGACUUCAUCUCAGUGUGGAAGAUUGUCAGGGGUUUGGCGACCCUGUAUUGGAUACGAUAACCUUAAGCGGCUUCUGUCCGACGUUUGGUGGUCUCUACAUCGACAACUGCCCGGUAUCUUUGCCCAGCAUGCGAAGGUUUGUGUCGAUGAGGGAGGGAGAGUUGUGGCGUCUCAAAGUUUCUGGUGGGCCGGAACUUAGCGAGGAGGAUAAACAGAAGUUCAAGGAUUCUAUUUCUGAUGGUCUGACUUGGAACGGCGAGGUGAUACUCUAGUCUGCGCCCGGUCUCGAAGAACUGCGACGUUACAUGUCAAUACGACGUUUAUGCGGAUAGUACCAGUGACAACCCGCCCUUCGUGUAGCGCUGAUGUGACAAAAACCGAAAUUUAUAUUAUUAACGUCUACGUAGUUUUAAUUGCCCAAUGCACAUCAUAAGGAACUUUGC